Molecule: messenger RNA, 1323 nt
Organism: Zymoseptoria tritici IPO323
Lineage: Eukaryota; Fungi; Ascomycota; Dothideomycetes; Mycosphaerellales; Mycosphaerellaceae
Exons: 2
Coding region: 1-1323 (440 amino acids)
Molecular function (GO): protein-phosphatidylethanolamide deconjugating activity
Source: RefSeq, a predicted model, not a curated record
AUGAACGACUUUGCUCGCUUCAAGAAGCGGGCUGUGGACUACCUGUUCGAUCGCCCUGUCCGAAACGAUGACUCCUCUCCGAUCUGGUGCUUAGGACAGUCCUACGACUCCGAAUACAAAGCGCCUCACCCAGACCCUGUGACCGGCUCUUCUCCGUCUGCAAAAUCCGACUCCGAUAUCUCCCACGCCGAUUCCGCCGUUGUAACUCAGGUCCCAUCCACCGACACCUCCUCCAAACCCGAAGCAACCGACGAUGAGCUUGCCAAGAGUUUCGACCAGGUCCAGAUAUCAAAGUCGAUGGAAGAGGAGGAUCUUGGCUGGCCUUCGCAGUUCCUCGAUGACUUUGAGUCUCGAGUGUGGAUGACAUAUCGGAACAACUUCCCACCCAUACAGAAAGCAUCAGACCCAGCAGCCACAUCCAACAUGUCGUUUGCUACCAAGCUACGAAGUCUCGCAAAUCAGGGCAACUUCACCUCGGAUACAGGCUGGGGUUGUAUGAUCAGGAGUGGACAGUCUCUGUUGGCAAACACAGUGGUCAUGCUACGGCUAGGCAGGGAUUGGAGACGAGGACAAAAGGAGAAGCAGCAUCACGAGAUUCUUUCCAUGUUCGCAGACACACCUGAGGCUCCAUUCUCAAUACACAAGUUUGUUGAGCACGGAGCGAGUGCUUGCGGCACAUAUCCCGGCGAAUGGUUUGGACCCAGCGCGACAGCUAGGUGCAUACGCGCCCUCACGGAGAAGUACCACGACGUCGGCCUCCGCGUCUAUGCCCGGCCCAACGACUCCGACGUCUACAUCGACACCCUCACAGCAACAACAACCCAACACUCCGCCUCGGAAACCUUUUCUCCAACCCUCAUCGUCCUAGGUGUCCGCCUCGGAAUCGAGAAAGUCACACCCGCCUACCACGCCGCUCUGAAGUCCAUCCUCGAACUUCCUCAAUCCGUCGGCAUCGCUGGUGGCCGUCCAAGUUCCAGCCACUACUUCGUCGGCCAUCAGGGCGAUCACUUCUUUUACCUAGAUCCGCAUACCACCCGGCCGAUGCUAACUGCCCAGCCGACGGCGGAGGACGUGGAGUCGUGCCAUACGCGGAGGAUCAGGAGGUUAAGUAUCGCGGAGAUGGACCCGAGUAUGCUGCUGGGGUUCUUGGUCAGGGACAAGGAGGACUUUGAGGAUUGGAAGCGGAAGAUUGAGGGAAUCCCGGGUAAGGCGAUCGUGCACAUCCAUGAGACGGAGCCGGGCUACGCAGCUGGAACGGGAAAUGAGAGGGCGAGUGCGGUGGAUGAGGUGGAGACAAUGGACGAGGACGAUGAGAGUUGGUGA